Pelmatolapia mariae (spotted tilapia) is the source of this 1030-nucleotide messenger RNA. Its product is annotated as tumor-associated calcium signal transducer 2-like. Gene Ontology annotation, cellular component: membrane. The record is from RefSeq and is a predicted model, not a curated record. The transcript has 9 exons. Bases 1 to 927 code for a protein of 308 amino acids. Lineage: Eukaryota; Metazoa; Chordata; Actinopteri; Cichliformes; Cichlidae.
AUGAAAAUGUGGAUUUUUGCUGUUCUCGCCGCUCUCGCGGUCGGAGCCUCAGCUCAGAGCUGUCCAAGUACAUGUGCCACUAUGAAGUGGGGUGUCUGCGACGGACCCCCAUGUUCGUGUUAUCUUCUGGUUGAUAAUGGUACAAAACAGCCCAUAGACUGCACAGCAUUGGUCCCCAAGUGCUUCUUGAUGAAAGCUGAAAUGUACAGAGCAAGAAAUGGUCUGAGCACUCGCAGUAUUGCAGGAAAGCCACACGAGACUGCCAUUGUGGACAAUGAUGGCAUCUAUGACCCCGUGUGUGAGAAUGACGGCAAAUUCAAGGCCAAGCAGUGCAACGGCACAGAUGUGUGCUGGUGCGUCAACAGCGCUGGAGUUCGUCGGACUGACAAGGGAGACCAGACCCUCCAGUGUGAGAAGCUGGUGGAGACCUACUGGGUCCGUCUUCAGCUGACACACACCAAGGUGAACGCCAACGUGAAUAAAAACAAUUUGAAGACUGCCAUUGCAAAUGAACUUAACAGCCGUUACCAACUUAGCCCCAGCCUGGUGAAGGAUGUUCAGUAUGACCCAGACGCUCGCAUGAUUGUGGUCGAUGUGAAUAAGACAAUAGGAGAUCGCUCAUAUGACCUGUCCAAAAUGGCCUACUACAUGGAGAAAGACGUGAAGGUGCUGCCACUGUUUUAUGACCAGACCAGAAACUUUACUCCUUCUGUGGAUGGGCAGACUCUGGCGAUGGAGAAGAUCAUCGUGUACUAUGUGGACGAGGAGCCCCCGACCAUGACCAUGAAGUACCUGACAGGCGGGAUCAUCGCCGUCAUCGUGGUGGUGGUGCUGGCUGUGAUUGCUGGCCUGCUGGCUGUGUUCUUUUUCCAUAAGCGACAGAGGAAGUACAAAAAAACUCAGCAAAGAGAGCUGGAGCAAAUGUAAAGCAGAGAGAGUGUGAAGAGUCGACGCAUACAAUCGCCUUUUUUUGGAUUACCUUGUUUUGUUUUCUUCGCUGUGGGAGUGUGCCAUUUUUAUCUUUUGAGAC